Trichoderma virens Gv29-8 is the source of this 1097-nucleotide messenger RNA. RefSeq lists its product as uncharacterized. The record is from RefSeq and is a predicted model, not a curated record. The transcript is spliced from 2 exons. Lineage: Eukaryota; Fungi; Ascomycota; Sordariomycetes; Hypocreales; Hypocreaceae. Bases 26 to 853 code for a protein of 275 amino acids.
GGUUUCAUCUGUCAUCACAACUACCAUGAAUACCACUACGGAAUUUAUCAAUGAUGCACUCAAUAAGAUCAAACAUGCACGAAGUACAAGGGAAACUCUAGGAAGUCCAAAGGCUUUAGACACUGUCGUGAAGCAACUCACAACCGCUGAGAGUGUUUUGGCACUGGUUAGAGAUAACAGUGUACUCCAAACAGACGCCGUUCGAAACGAAGUGAAAACUGUUCUUUCUCUUGCCCGAGAAUCGGAUUUAAUUUUUGACGGGCUUAUCAAAGUGGCAUCCCACCGAUUACCGAGCAUUUUGAAAGCCACCUCUUUCAAUGAGCAGCUAAAAGGGAUCCACACUCGGUUUGAUAAGGCGUUACAACAAGCUUCUUCGCAAAUAUUGGGGGUCGCUGUCGGUCUUUCAGGUAGCCAAGAGGAUGGCUAUCUUGUGCAAUUCAAUACCCUCAGCGAUAUUAACGAAAGAGUGAAGAAAGUGCUCCAAAAGAAUUUGGCGCUGAUGGAUUUCCUGCAAGCACAACAGAAAGUUCAAGAGAGAGACUUCAAUGGAGCUAUAUCUCUUCAGCCGUCUGAUGUAAAAGCAUUCAAGGAGCGCGCCUGGCAGAAACCAAACAAUCAGGUAUUGAAAGAGUUUAGCAGAGCUUCAGUGUAUGAAAACACUGCAACAAGCAGGCUGAACAUUUUUACUGGCAAUAUUGGGGUUGAGCCUGGUUAUGUUUCUUCGUUCAACGGUACUUCAACAGUCCAUCAUAACACAAUGGGUAGUGACUCGAGCAUUAUUACGGGAGAUAUUGGUGGCCAAGCAGCUCUUGAAAUGAUGAAGCAUAUGUGGAGAGGUACCACCAACGAUUAGAUAUUCAACAGUAAAAAUCAGCAGCAACAGACGGACAUGUUUACCUUCCUGUGUGGUCAGCGACUAGGAACACUUCAUCUAUACUAUUACUGGAUAUUAGUCACUUCACCACAGCUAGUAGCUACUUCAUAACGACUUUGAGCGUCGGCCUUCUAGUAUUACUCUUUAUAGACUUUCUACAUCCGUACUACCUAUUUUCCAAAUGAACGAACACACGGCCCUGAGUCGUGGAAAUUCCAAAACC